CUUUCAUCCAAACGGAGAGAAGAACGCUGGAAGACAAAAGCCUGGAACAAGCAAGCAUCACACGAGAAUUCUUUUCUCCGACUUGCCACGAGGCCUCGUUCCAUGACAUCUGAAAAAUCCCCUUCCCUCCCUCACCUGGGGCCAGGUGAGCUGGCUUUGUUGAAUCUUGCGACCGAUGAUCCACGCGAUACGGUAUCGUUGUCGGACAAGGAGGCUUUGAUCCUGCAGCUUUAUCACCAGAUCCAGGAACAGCAACUGGAAAAGGCACUACUUGAGCAAGAUACAGAUCUGCUCUCGGGUGAUGAUGCUGAAGAGCAACUAGCCAUAGCGGAACGCGAGCUACUGGAGGCGAGAGCCACCUACACAGUCAGGAGAAAGGCUGUGGGAACUGUUCUUAUGACUGAUCCUGCCCUAAAAGCCGUUCAUCUGAAAGCCACCACUCCAGCCGAAAGGGUUCUUUUCCGGCUGAUCAAUCGUCGCGAUGUGCUCUCUAUCGUGCAUGAAAAUCUAAAUGCUAUGCAGACGGCGACUUUUCGAAAGCUCACGGGGCUGGAGGUAGAGAAUAUUCAGCUCCACCAGAAGAAUCAAGAGCUGGUCCGCGAAUUAUUGUCGCUCAGGGAGGAUGAUGAAUCCUGGAAGGAGGACCUUGAUGACCCGGAGCUCCAGGGGCAGCUCGAGCAAUUGGAAACCGAUCACCGCAAAAGCAAAGCGAGAUGGGAGGUGAUGAAAAGUAUCGCAAGUGCUAUGGUGGUAGGGAGCGAAGUCAACUGGGCUGAAGACGAAACGCUCACAGCCUUGGUUUUAGAUGAGUCUGACGAUUGAUGUAUGAUACUGUAACU
Molecule: messenger RNA, 839 nt
Organism: Aspergillus homomorphus CBS 101889
Lineage: Eukaryota; Fungi; Ascomycota; Eurotiomycetes; Eurotiales; Aspergillaceae
Product: centromere protein H
Exons: 3
Coding region: 103-822 (239 amino acids)
Biological process (GO): kinetochore assembly
Cellular component (GO): kinetochore
Source: RefSeq, a predicted model, not a curated record